This is a messenger RNA of Trametes versicolor FP-101664 SS1, 360 nucleotides long. RefSeq names its product Aldo/keto reductase. NCBI's taxonomy places the organism in Eukaryota, Fungi, Basidiomycota, Agaricomycetes, Polyporales, Polyporaceae. The record is from RefSeq and is a predicted model, not a curated record. The transcript has 3 exons. Bases 1 to 360 code for a protein of 119 amino acids.
AUGAGCAAGGAGAGCUCGCUCAAGCUGCUCGAUGCGUUCUACGAGGCCGGGGUCAACUUCAUUGAUACGGAGAACAACUACCAGAACGGGACGUCCGAGAAAUUCAUCAGAGAGUGGAUGGAGCAACGCGGCAUCCGGGACCAGGUUUGGUUUUAUGCGCAGGACAUCAAGCAGAAGACAUCGUAUGUGGGGAACAGGGUCAAGUCUACGCACCUCUCCGUCGAGGAAUCCUCAAAAAGCCUCCCCACCUCCUACACGGAUAUCUUCUACGUUCACUGGUGGGACUACAAGACCAGCAUCGAGGAGCUCAUGAACGGCCUGCACAACCUCGGGUCUCAGGCGAAGUGCUAUACCUCGUAA